AUGGCCAUGAAUUGGGCGAUUGGGGAGAUGGCGAGAGCGGACUGGGUGAGUGAGGAUGGAGGUGAACAUGUGAAAGUGAGGAAAGGUGAGGGAAGCAUGGGUGGACAGGAAGAGGGAAGGUACAGGGAAGGUGAGACUGAGAGAGAAGUAAAGGAGAGAGGAGGAAGGAGGAGAGAGGAGAGAGCGAGAGAGAGAGAGAGGAAGAGAGGAUGGGAGAGAGUGGAAGAGAGGAGCCCAGCCAUAAAUGGGCCGAAUGGCUCAGUGGCUAACACGUUCGAUCACAAGGCAGAAGAGCAGAGGCCCAAUACCAUGGGUGGCAGCGUGAACGGAUCAAAGAAAAUAAAAGGAAGGGUCAGCACCACCAAGUUGUGGUCGAAUGGUUCAGUGGAUAAGGUGUUCGUUUACAAAACAAAGAGUGGAGGCUCGAGUCUCGGGGUGGUAAGGAGCGAUCAUAUACAGGCCAAAGACAGGCCGAAUGGCGAAACGGGUAACGCGUUCGGCCAAGGAACGGAGGAAUCCCAGCUCGUAUCCCGCAGUGGCAACCGGACCGGCCAAACAACCUGCAUGGUGCAAAUGAGCUACCGCUCUAGUUACUGA
Molecule: messenger RNA, 597 nt
Organism: Necator americanus (New World hookworm)
Lineage: Eukaryota; Metazoa; Nematoda; Chromadorea; Rhabditida; Ancylostomatidae
Exons: 5
Coding region: 1-597 (198 amino acids)
Source: RefSeq, a predicted model, not a curated record